AUGAGAUCUGUUGGGGUCACACAAACACAAACUAUAGAGCACACUGCAAUAAAGUUAUUGGGAAGUGAUAGGUCGGAGCUGCUUUCAGAAGUGAAUGCUGUUUUAACCAAUCUCAAAUGUAACAUAGUGAAUGCAGUGGUGUGGACUCAUAAUACUAGUGCAUCAGUUGUGAUGCAUCUAACUGAUGAAGAAAUAGGCUCUGCUAUCACUGAUCCACAGAGCCUCUCUCUAAUCAAGGAGCUUUUAUGCAAUGUGAUGGGAGGUGGCAACAAAGUCAGGGGAUCUAGCAAUGUAGUGACUAAAGAAGUUAACAAUACUGAGAGAAGGCUUCACCAGAUGAUGUUUGCUGAUAGGGAUUAUGAGCAAGUUGAUGAUGAUGAUGAGGAUGUUGAUGAGAAAAGUAGACCAAAAGUGACUGUUAUAAAUUGGUCUGAUAACGAUUACUCCGUCAUUAUUAUCCAAUGUAAGGACAAGACAAAACUUCUCUUUGAUGUAGUUUUCACCUUGACAGAAAUGCAAUAUAUGGUUUUCCAUGCAAGUAUUGAUUCUAAAGGGUCAAAUGCUUAUCAGGAAUUUUACAUCAAGCACAUAGACAGGUCCCCUAUAGAAUCAGAUGCAGAGAGACAAAGAGUGAUACAAUGUCUUGAAGCUGCUAUUAAGAGAAGAUUAUCCGAGAACAACCUCACAGUUACAAGGGCAGAGGUGACAACCAAAGGGGCCAAAGCUGUUAACACCUUCUAUGUUGGAGGGUCUUCAGGUUGCCCAGUUGAGUCCAAGACCGUAGAAUCGAUUCGCCAAGCAAUUGGCAACACUAUACUCAAAGUAAAGGGAAAACCCGAAGAGUUGAAACCUACUCCUCAGGACUCUCCAACCAAAUUCCUUUUUGGUGGUCUUUACUCUCUAAUUAGAUUCUUUUUUGGUGGUAUUUUUAAAUCCAGAUCCCUUGCUAACUUCGGCUUGGUUAAGGAUACAACUCAUAUAAAUGAUGGUAAUGUCUCACAUAACAAGGAGGAGGAAGUCAGUCAACCACACAAUCCCGAGGAGGAUGGUGGUGACCCACAAAUUAUUGAGGAUGGAGGAGGAGGUCAGUCAACCACAGACCCCGAGGAGGAUGGUGGUGACCUACCAAUCAUUGAGGAAGAUAUAAACGUGAUUGAGACAACAGGUUCACGAGUGGCUAGAGAGCUGAGUGGUCUGCAUUAUCUCCUCCUUCCACUAAAAGAAGACGGAAUCCGCCAAAGAGAUUUGGUGAUUGGACUCAAAGGCAAAGAAACAUCUACCAGUGGUAAUCCUGUGAAUGCAGUGGUGUCGACUCAUAAUACCCGUGCAGUAGCUGUGAUGCAUGUAACUGAUGAAGAAACAGGCUCUGCUAUCACUGAUCCACAGAGGCUCUCUUUAAUCAAGGAGUUUUUAUGCAAUGUGAUGGGAGGUGGCAACAAAGUCAAGGGAUCUAGCAAUGUAGUGACUAAAGAAGUUAACAAUACUGAGAGAAGACUUCACUAG
This is a messenger RNA of Sphenostylis stenocarpa, 1503 nucleotides long. NCBI's taxonomy places the organism in Eukaryota, Viridiplantae, Streptophyta, Magnoliopsida, Fabales, Fabaceae. The record is from the annotation of a GenBank genome assembly.